This is a messenger RNA of Anolis carolinensis (green anole), 3743 nucleotides long. Its product is annotated as bactericidal permeability-increasing protein. Lineage: Eukaryota; Metazoa; Chordata; Lepidosauria; Squamata; Anolidae. Gene Ontology annotation, molecular function: lipopolysaccharide binding. The record is from RefSeq and is a predicted model, not a curated record. The transcript has 15 exons. Gene Ontology annotation, biological process: defense response to Gram-negative bacterium; innate immune response; lipopolysaccharide-mediated signaling pathway. The coding region runs from base 533 to 2209 and encodes 558 amino acids.
UGGGGGGGGGGGGGGGCUCUGCGCAUGCGUGGUUUGUAAUUUUUGGUUUUGGGGGGUUUUCUGUAAUUUGGAUCUAAUUCUUUAGGGUUUUUUGACAGAAAGACAUAGAUUGGAUGACUAUGUCUUUUGUGGCCAAAUUUGGUGUGAUUUGGUCCAGUGGUUUUGUUGUUUACUCCAUGGGAAUCACGCACAUUACAUUUUUAUAUACAGUAGAGUCUCACUUAUCCAAGCCUCGCUUAUCCAAGCCUCUGGAUAAUCCAAGCCAUUUUUGUAGUCAAUGUUUUCAAUAUAUCAUGAUAUUUUGGUCCUAAAUUCGUAAAUACAGUAAUUACAACAUAACAUUACUGCGUAUUGAACUACUUUUUCUGUCAAAUUUGGGUGCUUAAUUUGUAAAAUCAUAACCAAAUUUGAUGUUUAAUAGACUUUUCCUUAAUCCCUCCUUAUUAUCCAACAUAUUCGCUUAUCCAAGCUUCUGCCGGCCCGUUUAGCUUGGAUAAGUGAGACUCUACUGUAUAUAGAUUGCACUUAGGCAAUGAAAGGGAUAGUAAGAGGUAAAAAACCAACAGACAAUGAAUGUAAGGUUAGUAGAAUAGUUUUAAUAGUUGUGCGUCUAGCAUGUGUUUACAAGUCUGGGUAUGUUUUCGUUUGGUGUGUUUGGUUUAGAUGUUGUUUUGUGAGAUGUGGUACAGAGAACAUUAGAAUGGCACAAUGUGUACAAGUUACUUUUCCUUAUCUGUUACCCAGGUAUCCAGAGAAGAUGUUCUGGCUUCUUACUUUGGCUCUUUUGGCUUCUUACGCACAACAAAGCAGAGCGACGGAUGGAGGAAUAAAAAUCCAGCUCACCCAGAAAGGUCUUGAAUAUGGAAAGGAAUUUGGGCUGCAAAUGUUGAUGUCAAUGCUGAAGAAUGAGAAGAUCCAAGACAUCAGUGGCUCCUACCAAGUCCCACUGGUUGGGAAUGUCCAUUAUUCAGUGUCAGAGAUCCAGAUCAAGGAAGUUCAGGUCAACCACUCCACUGCUGGCUUCGUGGAAGGCACCGGUCUGAACCUGACCAUCCAAAAUGCAGACUUCGUGCUCAGUGGCACAUGGAAAUUCUCGGCCAGCUUCGGACGUGAGAACGGCACUGUUGACAUCAGCAUAAAGCAUCUGUCCCUUUCCGCUCUCCUUGGACUGGACAAAGAUGACCAGGGCCGGCCGGUCGUGCGGCAGGAGAGCUGCCAGUCUUCCAUUGGAGGUUUGGAUCUGAAACUUUCUGGAAGGAGCAGCUGGCUGUACAACAUCGUUGCGUCUGUUCUCAAGGGAGUCCUGCGAUCGGAGGUCAACAAACAACUGUGCACUGAGAUCAAGAACGGAAUUGACAGAUUGGCGCAAAUCCUGAGAACUAUGAAAGUUUCAUCCCGGAUCGACCACUUUGCUGGCAUCGACUACUCCUUGGUGAAUCCGCCAGCCGUUGGUGCAGAUCGAUGCGAUGUGGACCUCAAGGGCGAAUUCUUCAUGGUUGGCAAACCCUCCAAAAGCCAUCUUCUCCCAGUCUCUUUCCACUUGCUCAACCGGUCAGACUCCAUGCUCCAGUUGGGGGUCUCUGACUACUUUGUCAACUCUGCUGCUUCGGUGUAUUUCAAUGCCGGGGCGCUGCAGGUGAACUACACGGAUGAGAUGAUUCCGAAGAAUGCUUUCUUCCGCCUGAACACAAACAAUAUGGGGGCCUUCAUCCCAGAGCUGAAGGAGAGGUUCCCAAAUAGGCCCAUGGAGGUCCACCUGGCUGUCCGGAAGCAGCCUCUGCUCCACAUCCGUCCCGACGGUCUUCAUGGACUCCUCUUGGGAGCGGCGGAAGUCUUUGUUGUAGAGCCAGACGCCAAACGGGUCCCUGCCUUCCUGUUCCAUUUUGAAACCAACCUCACGGGGGAGGCCUACCUUGAACCAGUCACGUCUGGGAAUUAUUUUGGGAAGGUCAAGGGCUCAUUGGACAUAAAAAAGUUUCACCUCUGGCUGGAGAAGUCCAACAUUGGAGAUGUCAAGGCACCCCAUUUGGAGAAGCUGCUGAAACUGGCUGGGCCCUUGGCGUUGCUGAGAGCCAACAAGGUCCUUAAGAAAGGAGUGGUCAUCCCUGACCUCGUCGGCGCCAGUGUGAGGAAUCCCAAAAUCACCAUGCAUGAGGGCUAUGUGGUAUUAGCGUCAGAUCUACAUCAUCGUCUCCACAACGCCUUGUGACUUCUGGAAAGGACAAAGGCAAGGAAAUGCAUUUAUGACCCACUGACAUCUCAAGACUGUAUGCUGCUUCAUCUCCUUCCAUGACAUAUUAUGGGGUGACUAUCUGUCGGGAGAGCUUUGAUUGUGCCUUCCAGCAUGGCAGAAGAAGGUUGGAUUGGAUGACCACUGGAGGUCUCUUCCAACUCUAGGAUUCUAUAGGAAGAGCUGUGCCUUGGCCAUCCUUGGGUUUAUGGACUGUUUUGUGAUGACUUUCGAAAUGACUGACAAAUCAACCACAGACUUCCCUUUUGCCAGCACAUCUGUAUCCAUUCGUACAGCAACAUGGAGAUGCUAAACAAGUGGGAUUUCCUCUAUCUCCAGAAGAAAAGUCUGAACUUGAUCUUGGAGAGUGACCGGAUCUCCUUCACCACCAUCUCAAUGCCUUUAGUAUCAUCACCAUCAAAAAGAGCCUCUGAAUCCUUAUCAUAAUCAGGAGUGCCAUGAAUCCCACCCUCCUCGCUCCCAAUAUUUGUUGGGAUGAUAAAUUCCCAUUUCUGCAUUAAAUUGGAUUUUCCUAUGUGUUGGCCUUACCAUUAAACAGUGAUUUCACUGACUCUACACUGUAGAAUUAAUGCAGAUUGACACCACUUUAAUUGUCAUGGCAAUCGUGGGAGUUAUAGUUUAACAAGGCCCUUAGCCUCCUCUGUCUCUGUCUCAACAAACAUCUCCUAGGAUUGCAUAUCAUUGAGCCAGCAGAGUUAAAGAGGUGUCAAACUGUAUUAAUUCUACAAUGUAGAUGCACCCAGUCUUAGCAAGGACUAUCAUGGGUGGGAAUUCAGUCACCUUUUAGGCCCCAUCUACGCUGCCAUAUAAAAUCCAGAUUAUCUGCUCUGAACUGGAUUAUAUGGCAGUGUAGACUCAUAUAACGGCGCUCCAUGCAGUCAUGCCAGUGGCCACAUGACCUUGGAGGUGUCUACGGACAACGCCGGCUCUUCAGCUUAGAAAUGGAGAUGAGCAUCAACCCCCAGAGUCGGUCACGACUGGACUUAACAUCAGGGGAAAAACCUUUACCUACCUUUUACCUAGACUCAUAUAAUACAGUUCAAAGCAGAUAAUGUGGAUUAUCUGGUUCGAUAAAUUGGAUUAUAUGGCAGCGGAGAAGGGGCCUUAGAUGUCAAUGGACUACAGGUCCCAGUAUCUUUAACCAGCAAAACCAGUGGUGGGGAAUUUUGGGACCUGCAGUUCACCAACAUCUGUAAGGCUGCAUGAUUCUUUCCUUUGGGCAUGGAGUUUGAGUGAGGAUGUAAAACAUGGAAAUAAUAAUUACCUAAGAUCCAGAUCCACUGUAAAAAAGCAAAAGGUUUCACUUCCUUUUCACUGUAUCUGUAAAAUCGAUCCCCAGCAUGGGCAAACUUCAGCCCUCCAGAUGUUUUGGAUUUCGAUUCCCACAAAAUCUUACAUGUGCUAAUGAAGAAUGAGUGUGACCUGGGGAGAAUUUAUUUCUCUCUCUUUUUGUAUUAUAAUGUGUUUAAUAAAGCUUACUUUCGAAAAGAAA